This is a messenger RNA of Numida meleagris (helmeted guineafowl), 2816 nucleotides long. It is a transcript of the gene C8A, whose product is annotated as complement C8 alpha chain. Gene Ontology annotation, biological process: immune response. The record is from RefSeq and is a predicted model, not a curated record. Gene Ontology annotation, cellular component: membrane attack complex. NCBI's taxonomy places the organism in Eukaryota, Metazoa, Chordata, Aves, Galliformes, Numididae. Gene Ontology annotation, molecular function: protein binding.
CUUCCUCCUUCAAGUGAACUGGAUUGAAAUGGGUUGAACAGGAAACACCACUGCCCCUGUAGGGCUUGACUAUCAUGUGCAAACAGUCAAACAGUUCAGUAUAUUCCCUUGUCACAAAAUUGGGAAUUUCCAAAAGGGGAAAGGCCUCUGGGAUACAUCCCAGUUCUCUGUGAUUUGGUCAGUGCCAUUGUCAAUGAUUUACCAAUACGUUUCAGAGCUCGAUGGGCUCCGGGCUUCUUCCAGCAGCACUGGCCCUACGGAUUCCUGAAGCCUCAAGAAUUUGCUUGCAGCUAAUUUAAAGCAAACAUUUACAUAUGGAAAAACAAUGCGGUGGAGCCUGUGCCAGGUUUCCCCCCUGAUUCUCGCUGUAUGCUUGCUGUCUAUAGCAGCACAUUGGGCUACGGCUGCAGCACGCGGGGAGCCGGCAGCGGUGCCCACCCAGAGAAGAAGCAGCAGAGAUGUUAGCUCCCCAGCUCCUGUCGACUGCCAGCUGAGCCAGUGGUCGGAAUGGACCGAUUGCUUUCCUUGCCAAGGGAGAAAACACCGGCACCGGAGGCUGCUGCAGCCAGCAAUGUUCAGGGGGCAGCGCUGCACAGGGCCCCUCUGGGAUGAGCAAGGCUGCAGCGCUGGGGAGAGCUGUGCCAGAGCUCCCAGCUGCGGGAAUGACUUCCAGUGCAAGGAGAGCGGUCGCUGUAUUAAACAGCAUCUUGUGUGCAACGGCAAUACGGACUGCAGAGAUGGGUCUGAUGAGAAUGACUGUGAAGACGAAGAUAUUGAACGUCUCUGUGAAAACCUGUUCCCCAUCCCAGGGUCUGAAAAAGCAGCACGAGGAUACAACAUCCUAACGCAGGAGGAGAAAAGGUACAUAUACGAUCCUAAAUUUCUGGGAGGCCAUUGUGAAUCUGUCUACAACGGGGAGUGGCGGGCACUGAGGUACGACGCCGCGUGUGAGCGCCUGUACUACGGAGACGACGAGAAGUAUUUCCGCAAGCCUUACAACUUCCAUGUAUACCAGUUCCUCGCUCAUGCUGAUUCUGGAUUCUCUUCUGAGUUUUAUGAUGAUUCAAAAGAUCUGCUCGAUGCCCUCAAAAGUAGCAAAUCCGAGGGAAGGGGUUUUACCAUUGGAAUUGAGCCUACAAAAACAGAUGUCAAACUGAACCUUGGCUUCACUUUAUCACGUGGCAAAGGAUCCCUGAAGAAUUUCACAGAAUAUACUGCAAAGAAUGUUGGAUUCAUUAGAAUCGUGACCAAGGUGCAGACAGCCCGUUUCAAGAUGAGAAGGAACAACAUUGUUUUGGAUGAAGACAUGCUCAUCUCCCUGCUGGACCUUCCAGAUACCUACAACUAUGGCAUGUACGCCAAGUUCAUCAAUGACUAUGGCACCCAUUUCAUGACAUCUGGCACUAUGGGAGGCGAUCUUGAGUACAUCCUCGUUGUUAACAAAGAGGAAAUGAGACGACAAGACAUCAGCUAUGAAGAAGUAACCGCCUGUUUUGGCUUCUCACUGGACAUUUCAGUCUCAAAGCCUAUGCUGCAUUGGGAAGCAUCUGUGUCACACUCUGAGUGUGCAAGGAAAGAGCUCCUGAAUUCUGCUGACUUCUCAGGUGCUGGGAGCAACAAUCCAGUGGUGGAAGAUAUCAUUGUCCGGAUUAAAGGUGGAGAUACCUCUUACAGUGAAAGGCCCUUAAGGAGUUGGGAUAGCAACAUGUAUCGGCGCUGGGGAAGGUCAUUAAAAUAUAAUCCAGCUAUUAUUGAUUUUGAGCUGCAACCCAUCCACGAAAUCCUCCGCAGAAGCGACACUGGCAACAUGGAAACCAAACGGCAGCACCUGAAGCGGGCGUUGGAUGAGUACCUGCUGGAGUUCAAUGCCUGCCGCUGUGGGCCGUGCCAGAACAAUGCCGAGCCCAUCCUGGUGGGAGAUGAGUGCUAUUGUCAGUGCCGGUCUGGAUACAGCGGCCCUGCCUGCGAGCAGACCGAGCGCCAAGGCACAGAGGCAGACGGGCGCUGGAGCUGCUGGUCAUCCUGGACCCCGUGCCAGUCUGGCUCGCGGCAGCGCAGCCGGCAGUGCACCAACCCAGCCCCACAGCACGGCGGGGCACCCUGCGUGGGGAGAGACGUGCAGAGCUCCUCCUGCUGAACUCAGCAUCGCUCCAAAGGCACGAGCUCGAGGGGGUUCUGGGCUCUAAGUACCGCAGGCAUGAAAUGCGCGUGCUGGAACUGUUUACUAAAGCUUCACUUGCAGAAAUUCUUAUCUUUGCCUUUGGGAAACAAAUUAAAAGCUCGCAAUCCUUCCAUUUUUAUGUCAGUACUGACUGCAUAUGUACCAUGAAACUUUUAUAAGUUGGCACUGUCAGAUUCCUACGUCUAGCAUAUUGGGCAGGGCUGUGUCUUCAGCAAAGCCAUAUGCUGAGCUGUGUGGAGGAAGCUUAAGCCCAAAGAUGCUCAAAGAGCCAUUGUAAAAUGUGAACUCAAACUGAUGAAGAUUCUUACAUCAAUUAAUAAAGUAACAGAGAGGCCCAAACGAAACUAUUCUGCAGGGGAUGCUCGCAUAGGGGCAGACUGCUCCUCUUGGACAGAUCUUGGAUGGGCGUAUUGGCACAUGGGCAUUUCAUCCCCCAGGCACCCAGAGCCAGGGAAGUUGCUCCUGGGCUGCUUGAUUUAAAGGUCUUUUCUGAACGUAAGGCAUAAAUCUCAGCACAGGAAUACACGUGGUAUUGAACUGCAUCCAGAGCCCACAGCUCAGCUCUCUUAAUGAACUGCCACAAAACCCAGGGAGGACAGAAGGCAAGUGGCACUUCAUUUCACUGCACUUUGCA